Haemonchus placei is the source of this 369-nucleotide messenger RNA. The record is from the annotation of a GenBank genome assembly. NCBI's taxonomy places the organism in Eukaryota, Metazoa, Nematoda, Chromadorea, Rhabditida, Trichostrongylidae.
AUGUCCGUUGAAAAUCCUGGUGACACCGGCGGAAAACAAACGACUGACUCGGCGGGUGUCGGUCAGCGCACUUUUGAUGAACAUGCCGAUGAACAGGGCUACAAUCGGCACUUCAAGAGGAACGCCUAUGCGACUAGCAGUGGCAGCAGCCGUUCACCAGUACAGAGUCGCAACGUCGGUUCUCGUGGAUCGCGAGUAAGACAGGUGAGUAAAAUACAGCGUGAUACACUGAAAGAGAAAAUCAUUCAAAGGUUCAUCACGGCUUGGGAGCCAACUACCCAAAAGCCGAUCACCCAAAAGCUGAGAGAGGGCAGAUUCGUUCUUAUGAUCGCCGCCUAUGGUCCGUUCGUGAACUCCACUAAACCGUGA